AUGACGAAACACAGCAAGAACAAUACGGCUUCAUCCAUCUUUUCGUACGCAGAGUACAAGAAGCUCGACUAUGGAACGAAGAGACAACGUCUAGGAAAUGAAUCUAUGCGCCGUUUUGACGCUUGUGCACUGUGUCUGCAGACAGCGAGAGAUCCUGUAGCAUGUGCGAAGGGGCACAUGUUCUGCAAGGAAUGCGUCUACACAGACCUGGUGACCCAGCUGGAAGAUAUAAAGCGGCAGAAAGUCAAACUCGAAGCUCUUAGGAAGGAAAUUGAAGAAGAGAGGCGAGGAGCUAGGGAAGCGGCCCGCGAACGAGUACUGCUUGACUUUGAAAGAGGUCAGCUAGGACUCGCGGCUAUAGGUACAGUCGCGACGACGUCAGGCGACUCGAAAGAACGUAAGCCUCGCGGUACUAAGCGCAAAUUUGAGUUCGAUGCCGAUACCGUCGAUAAGCACGCGCGCGAAGCGGAAGAUGCGGCCAUGAAGCAAAUUGAGAAGGAGCAAGCUGAAGCCUUGAAACACAAACUCCCAGACUUCUGGUUACCCUCAUUAACACCCACCUACACAUCGUCGGGUCCCCCGACGUCGCUGCAAGAUGUGAAAUUGCAAACAACGUGUCAUGGAGGCAAUCCGGCUCAUCAUCUGGCCCGCAAGCAACUGAUUCCUGUCAAAUUCAUCUUUGAAACCCCCUCGGGCCGGCCAUCUGCGUCAGUGGAGAGCACACCUGCCACCGAGAACGGAGAGAAUGGAUCGUCUUCAAAGAGAAAGGAUGAGCCACAAAAUCCGAUGUGCCCAUCGUGCAAGAAGACUUUCUCAAAUACGACACUCAUGUUUGUGAUGAAGCCAUGUGGCCACGUCGUUUGCAAGUCAUGUACUGACGAGUUGAUUAAGCCGGGCAAGCAGUGCAUCUCCUGCGAAGUCCAGUUGACCGACAAGGACAUCAUUGCGCUCUCGCGCGAGGGCACAGGCUACGCUGCUGGCGGUAUCGCCGAGACCUCGAAGAAGGGGGUCGCAUUUCAAGGUUGA
Messenger RNA from Phanerochaete carnosa HHB-10118-sp, 1026 nucleotides. RefSeq lists its product as uncharacterized. Gene Ontology annotation, cellular component: nucleus. Gene Ontology annotation, molecular function: ubiquitin protein ligase activity. The transcript has 6 exons. Lineage: Eukaryota; Fungi; Basidiomycota; Agaricomycetes; Polyporales; Phanerochaetaceae. Bases 1 to 1026 code for a protein of 341 amino acids. The record is from RefSeq and is a predicted model, not a curated record.